Cladocopium goreaui is the source of this 1763-nucleotide messenger RNA. NCBI's taxonomy places the organism in Eukaryota, Dinophyceae, Suessiales, Symbiodiniaceae. The record is from the annotation of a GenBank genome assembly.
UUCCACGUCAGACCAGGUCAGAUCGCAGCACUCAGCGUCCAGUUCAUAGCAAGGAUUUGUGCUUUGUAGACUGGAUUCCAUGGGUUACCCCAGAAGCAGAAACCAGCAAUGGGGCAAUGAGUAUUCCCAGAGUUCCUGGGAUGGCUGGAACUGGAGCAGCUGGAAAGACAGCCGGAGCUCUGACUGGAACUGGCGAGAUGCGGAUGACAACUGGCGAGACUCCAGGGAUCAAGGCCAGGCACCCAGCUCCCCAUCCAGGCAAAAGGGAAAGGGAGGCAAGGAUCGGUCAGAGAGGCAAGAGAGCUCCAGAGAUAAGGGCCAUGGAAAACAGACAAGGUACAAUGUUUGGAACGACACAGCCACAGAUUCUGCAGAUGCGCAGCGUGCCCAAAGUGAUGCAGCUGCAAAAAAUCGAAGUGGCAAAGGCAAAGGUACAAAGAGCGCCCCUGCUGUUUCAGAGGAGCGUCAGGAAGCUGUGAAAGAUGAUCCUGCGGAUGAACAUCCAAGCGCCCCCGGCUCCCUCAGCCCAGAGAAGGACAAGCCUCCAAGUCAGUCUGAUUUGCGUGAAUCAGAAGGAAAGGCUGCAGAGGAUGAAGUCCACGUUGAUGCAGAUGAUGAUGAUGAUGAUGAUGAUGAUGAUGAGUGGGAUGAAGAGCUGGAGGAUGCAGGUCAGGAAGAAGAGGAGGAAGAGGAGGCACAGGAGGAAGGCGAGGAAGAAGAACCUCGAGAAGAGGAUGAGGAGGUGGACAUUGAUGGUCUUGAGGAAGAGGAAGCAGAGGCGGAUGGCCAUGAGGAGGAGCCAGAUGAUGACGCCGAGGAGGAGGAGGACGUUGAUGAAGGCCACGAUGAGGAGGCAGAUGACUACAACGCCGAGGAUGAAGAGCAUGUUGAUGGUCAUGAGGACGAGGAGGCCGAGGAUGGUCAUGAGGAUGAGGCCGAGGAUGGUCAUAACGACGAGGAGGAUGGGCAAGAGGAUGAGCAAGCGGAUGAGGCAGACGAUGGCGAUGCCCCAGAGGAUGCAGAGCAGUUGGAGGAGGAGUACGCUGAAGAUGAAAGACCAGACGAUGAGCAUGACGAGCUAGAAAAUGAAGUGGAUGAAGUAGCCCAUGAAGUGGAUGAGCACGGCGACGAGCAGGCAGAGGAUGAAGAUCCGGAUGAGGGUCAGGACGAGGAAAUUGAAGGUGACGAGGAGGAAGUUGAUGAUGCUUAUGGCGAAGAGGAAGAGGAGGAGGAAUUGCAAGAAGAGGAGGAGGAGGAGGAAGAAGCAGAUGAUCAGGAGGAGGAAGAGGAAGAGGCUGAAGAAGAGGACGAGGAGGAAGAUGAAGAAGAAGAAGAAGACGAUGAAGAUCUUGCUAGUCCGAAAGGCAAGGGAAAGCUGAAAGGGAAGGAAAAAGGCAAAGGUAAGGGUGUGGGAAAAUCCAAGUCCAGAGAUGCAGACGAUGUUGAAGAUGAAAGUGAAGACGAUGAGGAUGAAGAUGAGGAAGAGCCUUCCCCGAAAGGAAAGGCCAAAGGCAAAGGGAAAGACAAAGGUAAAGAGAAAGGAAAGGAGAAGGGUAAAUCCAAGAGCAAGUAUGACACCGAUGAUGACGAGGACGAGGAAGACGACGAGUAUCCCCAGGACAAAGGUGCCAGAAAGGGGAAGGGCAAGGGCAAAAACAAAGGAGGGAAGGACAAAGGCAAGACAAAGUGGUGAACUUUUGCCAAUAUCUGGUUCCCUCGUGCGUUAGGCCAGCACGUUUCAAAGCCAUUAGCUAGCGACAAAA